GCAACAAGGGUACAAUAGUCAUUCCAACCACUAGGGUUUUCACAAAAACCUAACAUCUCCAUCUUUUUCUCCUCUCUUUCAAACCCUAGCCCUUUCUGUGCUGAGACUCGCAGCCCUUGGAACAGAGUAGAAUCCUUACUGCGCCAAAAUGGGUAUUUCUCGGGAUUCCAUGCACAAGAGGCGUGCCACUGGAGGCAAGAAGAAGGCUUGGAGGAAGAAGAGAAAGUACGAGCUCGGAAGACAGCCUGCAAACACCAAGUUGUCAAGCAACAAAACAGUAAGGAGAAUUAGGGUUCGAGGUGGGAAUGUGAAGUGGAGAGCUUUGAGGCUCGAUACUGGUAACUUUUCCUGGGGUAGUGAGGCUGUGACCAGGAAGACUCGUCUUCUUGAUGUGGUCUACAAUGCAUCUAACAACGAGUUGGUCCGUACUCAAACCUUGGUCAAAGGUGCCAUUAUUCAGGUUGAUGCUGCUCCUUUCAAACAAUGGUAUCUGCAACACUAUGGAGUUGAUAUUGGACGUAAGAAGAAGACCGUUGUCUCUGCCAAGAAAGAAGAGGAUGGUGAAGCUGCCGCUGAGGAGGUGAAGAAGAGCAACCAUGUGGUUAGAAAGCUGGAGAAGCGCCAGCAAGAACGAGUUCUUGACGCUCAUAUUGAAGAGCAAUUCAGCGGUGGUCGUCUUCUGGCGUGUAUAUCAUCACGACCUGGCCAGUGUGGUCGUUCUGAUGGAUAUAUUUUGGAGGGCAAAGAGCUUGAAUUCUACAUGAAGAAGCUCCAGCGUAAGAAGGGGAAGGGAGCUGGUGCCGCUGCCUAAAAUUUUGUUACUUGGUCACUUUAGAUUCCAGUUUUUGUUUCUUUUUUAAAUGUUCUUCAAUGGACGAGGCAAUUAACUUUUUAUCCAUUGAGGGUGAAUUAUUUUAAUUGAAACAAUUUUUUCUUGUGUUAUUGUUCAAUGUUUAUUAAGCGUAUUUUCUGA
Humulus lupulus (European hop) is the source of this 973-nucleotide messenger RNA. Its product is annotated as small ribosomal subunit protein eS8. Gene Ontology annotation, cellular component: ribosome; cytosolic small ribosomal subunit. Bases 149 to 811 code for a protein of 220 amino acids. The record is from RefSeq and is a predicted model, not a curated record. Gene Ontology annotation, biological process: maturation of SSU-rRNA from tricistronic rRNA transcript (SSU-rRNA, 5.8S rRNA, LSU-rRNA); translation. The transcript is spliced from 5 exons. NCBI's taxonomy places the organism in Eukaryota, Viridiplantae, Streptophyta, Magnoliopsida, Rosales, Cannabaceae. Gene Ontology annotation, molecular function: structural constituent of ribosome.